UACUCUCUUUUGCGGUUGCACAUCUUCCCCCUUCUCCGUCUCGUUUUCCUCUUCUUUCCCUCUUGUUUUUGUCCCUCUAGUAGUGUCAAAUUAAUCAUGGCUCCUGCUCCACUUGCUACCGGUGUUGGUGUUGCAAAUCUCCCAAACCAACGCCAUAAGAUAGUCGCAAAACGUGGUGCUAAUUUCACCAUUAUGGUGUGCGGUGAAUCCGGCUUGGGAAAAACCACAUUCAUCAAUACUUUGUUCACCACCUCGAUUAAGGAUCACAAGAACCCUCUUCGUCGUCAUCAUAAACAACUCGACAAAACUGUCGAGAUUGAAAUCACCAAAGCAGAACUCGAAGAAAAGAUGUUCAAGGUCAAUUUAACUGUCAUUGAUACCCCUGGUUUCGGUGAUUACAUCAACAAUAAGGACAGCUGGCUGCCCGUCAUUGAAUUCCUUGAUGAUCAACACGAGAGCUAUAUGCGCCAAGAGCAACAGCCUUCUCGUCAAAAGAUCAAUGACUUGCGCGUCCAUGUGUGCUUGUAUUUCAUCAGACCGACUGGUCAUACAUUGACGCCAUUGGAUAUUGAGGUUAUGAAGCGUCUAGGAACCCGUGUCAACUUGAUCCCGGUGAUUGCAAAGGCCGACACACUUACCCCUAGGGAUUUGGCUGACUUUAAGCGAAAGCUCCGCGAAGUGAUCGCCGCCCAAAAUAUUCAGAUCUAUUCAUGUCCCAUUGAGAGUGAAGAUGAAUCUACCACUGCUCGUAACAGGACCAUUAUGAGUGCUAUGCCAUUUUCCGUUAUUGGAUCAACACAGGAUGUCACCACAGCCGAUGGAAGAACCGUUAAGGGUCGUGAAUACUCUUGGGGUGUAGCCGAGGUUGAAAAUGAAGAGCACUGCGACUUUAAGAAACUUCGUAGCUUGCUUGUUCGUACUCAUAUGCUGGAUUUGGUUUCCACCACUGAAGAGAUGCACUAUGAAAACUAUCGUCGUGGCCAAAUGGAGACUAGAAAGUUUGGCGAUCCAAAGGUCAAGAAGUUGAACAAUCCCAAGUUCAAGGAGGAAGAGGACAACUUGCGCAAGAAAUUCACAGAGCAAGUCAAGCAGGAGGAGAACCGUUUCCGUCAUUGGGAGCAACAAUUAAUCGCUGAAAGAGAUCGACUGAAUAAGGAUUUGGAAGAUAAGCAUGCCCAAAUUAAGAAUCUCGAAGGCGAGUUGGAUGCUCUAUACCAAGCUCAGGGACGCAACACUACCAGAAGAUAAUUACGGCAGAAAGAAUCUCCAUGCGGACUUCAAGGCAUAACAGGGCCAGAUACUGGUUACCACAGCAGCAACAGAUUUCACUCAUUCUACUCUUCUUUCCUAACCCUUUCUUUUUUUUUCUAUACUUCCACCACAUCCUUAUUCUAUUGUUCGUGGAACAAUAACCAUAAUCUUUA
Messenger RNA from Umbelopsis ramanniana AG, 1424 nucleotides. RefSeq lists its product as uncharacterized. The coding region runs from base 97 to 1248 and encodes 383 amino acids. Gene Ontology annotation, molecular function: GTP binding; molecular adaptor activity; GTPase activity. The transcript has 6 exons. Lineage: Eukaryota; Fungi; Mucoromycota; Umbelopsidomycetes; Umbelopsidales; Umbelopsidaceae. The record is from RefSeq and is a predicted model, not a curated record. Gene Ontology annotation, biological process: cytoskeleton-dependent cytokinesis. Gene Ontology annotation, cellular component: microtubule cytoskeleton; septin ring; cytosol.